CUCCAUCGCCACCCAUCGUCGUUAGCCAAUGUACGGUGACGAGAGACUUCAGCCACCCAAUCCCGACGCCGCCCGGAGAUCCGCCGUUAUUGAACCGGACAUAUGACGCCUUACCGUGGGUCGCGAUGGAGCGAUGGCUGCGCUACAAUUAACCUUAUUUGCUGGCGCUUUAAAAUAGAACCACAGGCUCGCCCUCCAUCCUUGUCCUGUUUUCCCGGGUUCCCAUGGGUCGGGUGGCCUUGCAAGGCCUGCCAUUUGAUAUCCAUUAAUGACCAAAACUCCACGGCUAAUCAGUGCUAUUUCCACUCAUCGGGUCUAGACCGAACCGCGGAUAUGAUCCAGGCACACUGCUUUCUGCCACUCACAUGUCUGUACAAAAGAAAAUAUCCGAGUAGAAGCGAUGGGUCUGGUUCAGGAACGAGGCACCAGGAACGUGGCCAACGAGAUUCAAUAUGUACCUUGGAGUUGGGUUCGUGGCGUAGCGGAGGCCUUUGUUGUCCAAUGGAUGGGAAAUUAUUCAACUGGCGAGUGGGAAAAAAAUGGAGAAGUGAAAAAAAAGAAAAGGCCGUCGAAAUUAUAUAAGGAGUAAUCCUCUUCCCGCUUGCCCGCGGUUUCUUUUGACUCAAACACCAGUCAUUCUCUUGCUGUCCAGUCUUUCUUUCAGUCCUUCUUUGAAGACAU
Messenger RNA from Talaromyces proteolyticus, 681 nucleotides. RefSeq lists its product as uncharacterized. The transcript has a single exon. NCBI's taxonomy places the organism in Eukaryota, Fungi, Ascomycota, Eurotiomycetes, Eurotiales, Trichocomaceae. The record is from RefSeq and is a predicted model, not a curated record. The coding region runs from base 103 to 582 and encodes 159 amino acids.